UCUCUCUCUUCCUCCCUCCCCCCUCUCUCUCUCUCUCUAUACAUACAUAUCAUACACACCUAUACGUACGUAUACAUGCCGGCGGCAGAUCCGCCGGUUACGGCGGCCGGCGUCGGGCUCGGAUACGGCAUCGCGAUUGCAGUGAGCAUCCUCGUUCUCAUCUCCACGAUCAUGCUCGCCUCGUACCUCUGCAUCAGAGCCAAAUCAGCCGGGAACCACCGAGAGGGAGAAGAGGAAGACGACGAAGACUCCGCCUACUCGAGCGACGGAGGAGCGCGUGAGCUACACGCGCCGCCGGGAUCGACGGUGGAGGAGGAGAUGAAACUGGGCCUGGAUGGGCCGGCGAUAGAGUCGUACCCGAGGAUAGUGCUGGGCGAGAGCCGGAGGCUGCCGAGGCCCAAUAACGGCCCAUGUUCGAUCUGCCUGUGUGACUACGAGGCUAGGGAUUCGGUGCGGUGCAUCCCAGAGUGUAAUCACUGUUUCCACGUUGAUUGUGUCGAUGAGUGGCUACGGGUCAGUGCCACGUGUCCGCUCUGCAGGAACUCCCCGGCUCCGUCUAGGGUUUCUACUCCUUUGUCCGAUAUGGUACCGCUGGCUUUUCAUCCCAGCUGAAUAUUAUUUAUUUAUUUAUUUUUAUAAAAAAUCAUCUCUUUUUUUUUUUUAAGAUUUAUGUGAGGUGCAUAUUAGAAUAGAUAGACACUUACCCUCUUUUUAAAUAAAGUUUUGGUUUUAGUUUUAGGGUUCUGAAUACUGAGAAACAAUUCAUGAAGUAAUAUGGUGUAUUUUUUUAAUUAAACUU
Messenger RNA from Tarenaya hassleriana, 799 nucleotides. RefSeq names its product putative RING-H2 finger protein ATL69. The record is from RefSeq and is a predicted model, not a curated record. Gene Ontology annotation, biological process: protein ubiquitination. The coding region runs from base 76 to 612 and encodes 178 amino acids. The transcript has a single exon. NCBI's taxonomy places the organism in Eukaryota, Viridiplantae, Streptophyta, Magnoliopsida, Brassicales, Cleomaceae. Gene Ontology annotation, molecular function: transferase activity.